UACUUCAGUUCUGCUGCAGAGACUAAUGUGCGAGCUUUCUAACGCAGCAGCCGCAGUAGCAGAGAUGUGGCAGCGGCAGUGCAGCCGGCGGCCUUGCCAAAAGAACAGUUGAGAAGCACCAAGAAGCAGAAAGAGAGAGCCGAGCGACAAUGUCGCUGCAGACGGCUCGUACGCUCGACACGACAUGUUGCGUAUUGUGCAGUUGGAUCGAAAAAGGACGGUUCGGAUCUCUCGCUCUCGCCCGACUGCACAACACCCAACCUUGCUCGACAGGCCGUGUGUUCGAAGCAAACUAAAGGCACGAACAAUGAAAAUCAUCGAGUAAAACUGCAGACGGCGGUGGUGCGGUGCGGUGGUGUCGUUUAUUCGUUUUGUCGGCGGUUGCUAAACAGAAUUUAAGUUCACUCGGUUAGCAGACACCGCGCUUCGUUACCAACAAGCAAACGUACACGUAGAAAAAAUCUACAUGCAGGCGGCAACAGCGGCAUAAGAAACUGAAACCGAAACAGAAACGAAAAAAAGAACAGAAAGCAAAGCAGAAAAAUACUUAUCGAACGUUCGUUGAGUUCAGUUGAUUUUUUUGUUGUUUAUGUGUGUAAGUGUAGCGCGAGUGUCGUGUGUGUGUGUGUGUGGAUUGGAAUUGCCAAUUUUAGCCGACUGGCUCUCAUUGUCGAACUUAAAGAGCGAGCAACGUGACGUGUCGCGUCGUGUCGCAAAAAUUCGCGCACAACUUCCUACUAAAAAAAAAAGUUCCACAAAAAUACCAGUUUUUUUUUCAUGUGUCUGUGUUAGUGCGAAUCACAAAGCAAAAGCAAAUGAGAUCCCUGGAGAGGGAGAGAGAGAGCAGCUGAUUUAGCCGGCAACUGUGUCAGCUGUUCAGAGAGAGAGAAAGACAUGCUAUGCUCUCUUCCCACUUUAAUAGUGCAUUCGCUUUAGCAAUGUACGAACAACAAAUUCAGCACCAAGAGCCCCAACAAACGCAUUCGAAAAAUCAGAAAAAACGCAGUACAACCGUAACAUCAAACAGCGAUAGCAGCAGCAGCUGCAACAACAGCUACAUUAUGUUAGCCUCUGCCGCAGCGACCUCGGCCGCCGCCCGCAAACGCAGCCGUAGCGCUAGCAACGGUAGCAAACGCAAUGCCGGCAGCGGCCGCAAAUUGACCAAGAGCAUGUCCGCCGGCGCUCAGUUGCAAAUGGCCCCACAAACCACUUCGGCCCUAAGUCACCACCACCCCAAUCAGCAGCAGCAGCUGCAGCCGCCGCAGCAGCAGCCGACACCACAGCCCCCGCCCCAACAGCAGCACCAGCACUUCGCUAACCACCACGGCGCCCAGCAGCAGACGGGACAGCAGGAGCAGCAGAACCCCCAGCAGCAGGCACAGCAGAUCCUGACGCAGCCACACUUGCAGCACCUGCAGAAGCAUCCGCAUCAGCUGCACCAGCUACAGCACCAGCAGCAAGCGGCGCAGCAGCAGCAGCAGUUGCACCAGGCGCAGCAGCAGCAACACUUCCACCAGCAGCAGCAGUCGCUGCAGCAACAAGGGCUGCAGUCACACCAGGGCAGCAGUAACCCGGACUCGAAUAUGAGCACUGGCUCCUCGCACAGCGAGAAGGAUGUCAACGACAUGCUAAGUGCAGGAGCGACUCCUGCCCUUCAGCAGCAACAACAGCAUCCCGCCUUUCCACCCGCCCUGGGCAUGCAGCAGCCUCCACCGCCGCCCCCGCAGCAGCAUUCAAACAAUGGGGGCGUGGCCGGAGAGAUAUCGUACAUGACGUCCGCCACGACGACGGCCAACAAACAGCCGCGCACGCCAGCGGAACGAAAACGCAAGCGGAAAUUGCCGCACAGCAGUACAGAAGAAGCGGGGAGUGGCGGUGGCGGAGGAUCCGGCGGAGGAGGCUCUGGCGGAUCGGUGAACAACAGCGGCCUGAAGGGAAAGUCCCUCGCCUUUCGUGAUAUGCCCAAGGUCAAUAUGAGCCUGGGCCUUGUCGACCGUCUGGGCGGUGGCAGUGGUGGCGGGGCAGGUGGAGCAGGGAGCGGCGGCUCCGGAGCCAGUGGAGGCUCUGGAUCCGGGAGUGGUGGCGGUAAGAGCGCUCGUCUCAUGCUGCCCGGCAGCGACAACAAGAAGAUCAACGACUACUUCAACAAGCAGCAGACGGGCGUCGCCGUCGUGCAAGGCGGCGGCGGAGGCAAUCCCUCGGGCCUGAGAGGUUCCCACACAGGCGGAGGCAGUAAGUCGCCCUCGUCCGGCCAGCAGCAGCAGCAACAGGCGACGCAACAAACGGCGGCGGGCGGUGCAAGCGGUGGGAGCGGCAGCCAAGUGCAAGUGCAGACCAGUAGCGCCUACUCGCUGUACCCGCCGGCCAGCCCGCAGACCCAGACACCGCAGCAGCAGCAACAGCAGCCCGGGUCUGAUUUCCACUACGUUAACUCCAGCAAGGCACAACAGCAGCAGCAGCGGCAGCAGCAGCAGCAGCAACAGACUUCCAAUCAAAUGGUUCCUCCGCACGUGGUCGUUGGCCUGGGUCAUCCCCUUACCCUGGCCUCCAUCCAACAGCAGCAGACGCCGCAGCAGCAGCAACAGCAGCAGCAGCAGCAACAACAGCAACAGCAGCAGCAGCAACAGCAGCUCGGACCACCGACGACAUCGACGGCGACUGUGGUGCCCUCGCAUCCUCAUCAAAUCGGCUCCCUGGGCGUUGUAGGGAUGGUAGGGGUGGGCGUUGGUGUUGGAGUGGGCGUGAAUGUGGGCGUAGGGCCGCCCCUGCCCCCACCUCCUCCAAUGGGCUUACCUGCGGCAAUCCUCACAUACACCAAGGCGACGCAGACCGACAUCUUCCUGCACCAGCUCGAGGACCGUGAGACUGAGCUGGAGUCCAUCAAGGUGAAGCUGGACGAGGUGACGCGGUUGUCGGACGAACAAAAAUGCCAGAUCCUUGGCAACCAGAAGACGAUCGACCAGCACAAGUCGCACAUUGCCAAGUGCAUCGAUGUAGUGAAGAAGCUGCUGAAGGAGAAGAGCAGCAUCGAGAAGAAGGAGGCGCGCCAGAAGUGCAUGCAGAACCGCCUUCGACUCGGCCAGUUUGUUACUCAACGAGUGGGCGCCACAUUCCAGGAGAACUGGACGGACGGGUAUGCGUUCCAGGAGCUGAGCAGGCGUCAGGAGGAGAUCACCGCGGAGCGCGAGGAGAUCGACCGGCAGAAGAAGCAGCUGAUGAAGAAGCGUCCCGCCGAGUCAGGACGUAAGCGAAACAACAACAGCAACCAGAACAACCAGCAGCAGCAGGCGCAGCACCAACAGCAGCAGCAAAACUCCAACUCGAACGACUCUUCCCAGCUGACGGGAGGCGUGGUCAGCGGUCCGGGUAGCGACCGUCUGGGUGGAGGAGCGGGUGUGAGCGUUGACAGCGGCUUGGGCGGCAACAAUGCGGGCGGCAUCGGUGGCGGAGGCGGUGCCGGCGUCGCAGGCAGCGGCGGUGGCGUUGGAGGAGUCGGCGCCGUUGGAAGCGGAGGCGGUGGCGGCGGACGCGGCCUGUCCCGAUCCAACUCGACACAGGCCAAUCAGGCCCAGAUGCUGCACAACGGCGGCGGUGGAUCCGGCGGCAACGUCGGCAACUCUGGCGGCGUCGGCGACCGGUUAUCGGAUCGGGGUGGAGGAGGCAUCGGCGGCAACGACAGCGGCAGUUGCUCCGACUCGGGCACCUUCCUUAAGCCGGACCCCGUAUCCGGGGCGUACACUGCGCAGGAGUACUACGAAUACGAUGAGAUCCUAAAAUUGCGGCAAAACGCACUCAAGAAGGAGGACGCCGACCUCCAGCUCGAAAUGGAGAAGCUCGAGCGAGAGCGCAACCUGCACAUCCGCGAGCUGAAGCGGAUACUCAACGAGGAUCAGUCCCGCUUCAACAAUCAUCCCGUGCUGAACGACCGCUAUCUCCUGCUGAUGCUCCUGGGCAAGGGCGGGUUCUCAGAGGUGCACAAGGCCUUCGACCUCAAGGAGCAACGCUAUGUCGCAUGUAAGGUGCACCAAUUAAACAAGGAUUGGAAGGAGGAUAAGAAAGCUAAUUAUAUCAAACACGCCUUGCGGGAGUACAAUAUACACAAGGCUCUGGAUCACCCGCGGGUCGUCAAGCUCUACGACGUCUUUGAGAUCGACGCGAAUUCGUUUUGUACGGUCCUCGAGUACUGCGACGGCCACGAUCUGGACUUCUAUCUAAAGCAACAUAAGACUAUACCCGAGCGUGAGGCGCGCUCGAUAAUAAUGCAGGUUGUGUCUGCCCUUAAGUAUCUAAAUGAGAUUAAGCCGCCGGUUAUCCACUACGACCUGAAGCCCGGCAACAUACUGCUGACCGAAGGCAACGUCUGUGGCGAGAUCAAAAUCACCGACUUCGGUUUGUCCAAGGUAAUGGACGACGAGAACUACAAUCCCGACCACGGCAUGGAUCUGACCUCCCAGGGCGCGGGCACCUACUGGUACCUGCCACCCGAGUGCUUUGUGGUGGGCAAGAAUCCGCCGAAGAUAUCCUCGAAGGUGGACGUGUGGAGCGUGGGCGUGAUCUUCUAUCAGUGCCUCUACGGUAAGAAGCCGUUCGGGCACAAUCAGUCGCAAGCGACCAUCCUCGAGGAGAACACGAUCCUGAAGGCCACCGAGGUGCAGUUCUCCAACAAGCCGACCGUCUCCAACGAGGCCAAGAGCUUCAUCCGCGGCUGCUUGGCUUACCGAAAGGAGGACCGCAUGGACGUGUUCGCCCUGGCCCGGCACGAGUACAUCCAGCCGCCGAUACCGAAGCACGGAAGGGGCUCGCUCAACCAGCAGCAGCAAGCGCAGCAGCAACAGCAACAGCAGCAACAACAGCAGCAGCAGUCGUCGACGUCGCAGGCCAACUCCGCCGGCCAGACAUCGUUCUCUGCCCACAUGUUUGGCAAUAUGAACCAAUCUAGUUCAUCCUAG
Drosophila ananassae is the source of this 4949-nucleotide messenger RNA. RefSeq names its product neurogenic protein mastermind (gene Tlk). Bases 900 to 4949 code for a protein of 1349 amino acids. The record is from RefSeq and is a predicted model, not a curated record. The transcript has 8 exons. Gene Ontology annotation, molecular function: protein serine/threonine kinase activity; ATP binding. Gene Ontology annotation, biological process: chromosome segregation; intracellular signal transduction; peptidyl-serine phosphorylation. Gene Ontology annotation, cellular component: nucleus. NCBI's taxonomy places the organism in Eukaryota, Metazoa, Arthropoda, Insecta, Diptera, Drosophilidae.